AUGCUAGAGGUGUUGAUUACAAUCAUUCCCUCGGUAUGCUGGCUACUAUACCACUUCUAUACCAUAUUGCAAACGCCGGUUGAAAAAAUCGUUCAAGAUUUGAAUAUCGAGAUACCACAUAUACCAAACAUCUGCAUAGACUCAAUAAAUGAGUCUUCGAUUGUGAUCCACUGGGAUAUAGAGGUGAACAGUGAUGAAAACUUGUAUUACAUUGUUGUAAUUAAUGGGCAAGAGGUGGCUACAUUAACAUCGACGUCUUGCAGAUUGAACAACUUGGAACCCAAGCAAGUUUACACCGUUGAAGUCGUUGCCAGUAAUACGAUAACAAAUUUCAAGUCCAAGUCGAGGGCUGUCUAUGUGCAGACUUUGAAUAAAGACGAUGUGAAGGAAUUCGUGGAAAAGACCGACCUUUUGGAACCGGUGCCUACUGAGUCAAAAGUUGGUGACGAAAACUUGAAUGCAAUAACGAUUGAACAAAUAAAGGAUAUUGAAGAUCCCAAAUUGGUGAAUAGCUACUUGAUUAAAGCUCAGAAUGAGCUUUCAAAGUGCAAUUCCGAGAACAAGAGCUUUCAAGUGGUGGCCAAAGAUGAACAGGUUACUCUACAGGAGGAGCUAAAUUUUUACAGGUCAGAGUAUGAAGAGGAGACGGACUCAAAGAAUAAAAAAGACAGCGAUGUGAAAUCGUUGGAAAAGGUGAAAAACAACUUGUCUUUUAAAAAGUCAAAAUUGAUGUCACAUUUAAACAACAUAAAGAAUUCAUUAGCUAUUUUUAAUACCAAAUUUCAGGAGAAUGAUGUAAAAAUCAAGAAAUUGAGAGAACGGAAUCAGCACUUGAAUGCGCUUGAAGUACAAGCGAGAGCGACAAUCAAUGAGCAGAUCGAACAAAUCCAGCACCAAUUAAUAAAGGACAAACAGCAGUAUGAAAGCGUCGAAGAGUCAUUAAAGAGUUUGACAGUGGAGAAAAAGGACACUGUUCUGUUGAUGAACAAGCUUAAGCCACUUUUAGACCAAUUUAACAAUCUAUCAACACCUACCAAUGAACACUCUGCAUCGCCAAGUCCUGGUCCCAAUGGCUCGUCCACCUCGCUUCAUCUGCUAAACACGUCCAUUUUUAACAAAGAUGGCUCUCUAACCAAGAAUGCUUUUGACGCAUUAUUGAAAAUCUUUCAAUUAAUACCUUCAUGGCAAGAUGAAAUUAUGUUGGAAAUUAACAACUACCAAGAAAUUGAAAACCAGUGGAAAUCAGCAUUCAAGACGGAAGUAAAAACUUUUGUCACCAUUCACCAAUCAUUAGAAAUUGCCAAAUUGAAUAAAGACGACAGUUACCAGCCAGUCAAGUUGAACGAAUACCAAGCAUCUAUUGAAUUUGGCGGAUAUGGAAACGCUUUGCCAAAGCCCAAGUUUAGUCAAGCAAAGAGUGAAGGCAAAAGGACCAAUGGAGAUCCAGAGGUUGAUACUUUUCACAACUAUUACGGCCAAGUCUACACCAAUAACGAGAAUAAAAUUCCAGUAAACUCACAAACAUCUAUACCGUCAUAUGCUCAGGAUAAUUAUUACGAGGAACUGUACAUGCAACAACAACAACAACAACAACCACCACAACCACCUCAGCCUGUAUCAGAAGUUGCUGCGAUGGACGAUUUUCAAUCUCGUGAUGGUGACCAGUCCUACAUUAGCUUGAAGCAAAUCAACGCUAUGGCAAGAGGUGGAGAAAUUAAUAUUGGUUCUCCGUUGCAAUCUGAUUUUAGUGAUCCUGCAAUGAAUGAACCUUCGAACCAGAAUGCACCUGUUUUCAAUUACAAUAUUCAGCAAAGCGGCCAGUCUCACCAGGUGACGUCUCCAGUCGCUCAAAAUUCGCUUUUGUAUAGCAAUUUAACAACACCAAUGCAUGUUCCAACAACGCAAGGCUUGGAGCCAAGAUUUUACAAUAGAGGUCACUCUACAUCCUUAUCAGAGGUGUGGAAUUACCCUCAAGCUACAGGAGCUGGCUCUUCCUUGAAUGAAUAUGCCAAACCAACAGCAGGUCGUACCAUGCAGAAUGGGUUUCUAGUCUCUCCGUCACAAAACAUCUGGCAUAAUGAAAGAGGUGCGGGUCUUGGCGCAACAAUGUCUAGCAAUUCGCCAAUAUGGAGAAAUGAACUUUAUUCCAAUCUUCAACAAGGUCAUAAUCAACAUUCGGCAUCGCCUCAACCUAGAGAAUUUCAACCUUUUGGCGACCACAUCAAUUUGCUAAAUACUGCUAACAACUCUGCUUCUCAUUCUUUUACACUGCUUCAACCGAUGCACUCAUCAAACCAGAAUAAGCAUGACUCGCCAACAUCUGAAGAUUUUUCUUCGUUGGGCUUUGCUCAUCAACCAAACUAG
Molecule: messenger RNA, 2364 nt
Organism: Lodderomyces margitis
Lineage: Eukaryota; Fungi; Ascomycota; Pichiomycetes; Serinales; Debaryomycetaceae
Exons: 1
Coding region: 1-2364 (787 amino acids)
Molecular function (GO): protein binding
Source: RefSeq, a predicted model, not a curated record